CAGGCGAGGAGACGCAGCUCGCGGGCGAGCCGAUUGGUUCACACAUUAAAGUGAAAGUGAGCGCUGAUUUGGGCGCGAAAGGACGGGCUAAACCAUUGUUCACAUGAGGAGGGGGUGAAACUGGAUGUUAUCAGGAUUAACAGUCAAAGUUGGACAAACGUAAAAUAUUUGAUUAUUUAAAAAAAAAAAAAUCUCUCCACAUAUAUUUUAGCAUUUAUUCUAGAUAAGCAGGACAGCAAGCAGGUUGUAGAACAGUGUUUAAGUUGGUAUCUGCCACCUACGUCACUGCAUCCAAACAAACAAAGACAUUUCAACUUCCCGCCACUGACUGAAUUCAACUUCAAGGCAGAAAACAGUGACGAAAAGGACAAAAGCAAACGCUGAAUUCGUGGCUCGUGACUCAUUUCAGGAUUGAUCUGUCCCGUGCAGCAGGAAAACAUUAGAGAUGUCGGUUAUUUCAGAGAGAGAGUGGAAACGAGCUCUGACCUCCAUCCUGGAGGAACUGGAAAAGCAACAGUUAACUAAGAUGGUGGACUGUUUGGAAAAAAUCCCCCAAAGUCAGAAGACUGGCAGGUUCAAAGAAAAUCUUCCCCGAAAAAUCAUUCAGCACUACGGAGCGGAAGAGUCCGUUUCUGCAGUCAACGCUGCCAUAGAUCAGAUACCGAGGAGGGACUCUGUAGUCCAGGACCUGCUGCGCCCCUUUGUGGACAAACUGAACAACAAACAGGAAAAAGAGAACAAGGGGAAGAAGAGGAAACGCGAUCCAGACGAGGAGGAAGAAAGGUCUGCAGCAGAUCAACAGGAGAACUGCCGACCUGACACGGAGGGAAUCGCUCGUACUUGGAGGAUAUUCAUCCGUGAGCUGAGAUCCAGCGGUGAACUUCCUGAAAAAGCCAUUGCUGGGAAAGUUGUUAAGAAAUCGGGGCUGCGCUCGUAUCAAACCAAAGAGAAAGUGAAAAGGUUUUUCUUUUAUGUGGCGGUCGCUGACGAGACAGCCAGCGUUAAAGUGAUGGUAUAUGGAAAAAAGCGCUAUGAAGAAAUCAAGGAAAAGAACUUCUACACGUUCAGAAAGCUAAUUAAAGAUGAAAAAGGUUUUAAGGUGAUCGAACAGAGCAAAGUGUCACAGACGAGCUCUGUUCAAGUCCCAGAAGAGCUCGAGAUGGAGGCUCAGGAGCUCAUUUAUUCCGAGAGCCCAGUUUACACCAUCGCCAAAGCCAAGUUAUCUGCCGAGAAGACAGCAGUGAGUGUUGAAGGCACCGUUACAGAGGUCGACCCCGAGGUGCGCAGAGCGAAGACGACCAAGAGGCAACAUUUCCGAAUGAAAGAUGACACCGAUUCCAUCGGGAUCUGCAUGUGGGAUGAAAACACCAAUCAGUGCAAAGAUUUAGCAGUUGGAGACGUCGUUAAGGUUACCAACGUGAAGACCGGGCAUUACCACGGAACCGUAUCACUGAGCUCAACUGGAUUCACCAGAAUUCACAAGGUUCACAGUGCUGGCAUCCAGAACGUGAGACUUGAGAUUAUAGGAAUCAUAAAAGCCAUCAAGAAGGAGACUCACCUGGAGGCAGAGUUCGACCUCCAGGUGCACACGUUUGUUGUGGCUUCUCGACUUCUGGCAGAGGCGUUUGGCUUCAAGCUGGAGGGGGAUUUUAAACAGAGGCUCCUUGAUAAAAUACCAUUUUCAGCUGAUGCAGUAAUAAAAGGAAGUAAAAUUACUAAAAUUACAGCCGUUCAGGUGUGACCGCGGGUUUACAAACAGUCACAUCUCUACAAACAUCUCAUUUUCAUCUCGCGGCAGCGGAUUUAUUAUCGACUUAGAACAGAAACGUGGUUUUAUAUCUAGACGUCGUAUUAUAUCUGUAGUUAUUAUUCCUGCUUGAAGCAUAAUGUUUAAUCAGCUUUUGUUUUAUGAUUUAUACGUCCGUGGAGGCCUUUUUCUUUACAGUUUUUCUCAAAGCACGACUCGUGUCCUCAAAACUCUACACACAAAUCCAUAGUUGGACGUGUAAAGUGUACAAACAGGAGAAAUAAUAGUACUGUAAACAGUCAUUUAAGAAAAGUUAGGCUGCGUCCUGUCUUCAGUACUGGGCGCUACUGUUAGGUUGUACUCUCGGCAUUUUAGCAGAACCGGUCCAGGUGGUUUGUACGCGAGGCAUUAUAUCUCAAGUACCAGUGUUAGUGUGUUAACAACUGCAACGUCACCCUAACUUCAUAACGUGGAAUUGAUUGUAUUGGGUUUGUAAGCAUAUAUAAAAUAUUGUGACACAUUU
This is a messenger RNA of Siniperca chuatsi (mandarin fish), 2270 nucleotides long. RefSeq lists its product as uncharacterized. Lineage: Eukaryota; Metazoa; Chordata; Actinopteri; Centrarchiformes; Sinipercidae. The coding region runs from base 446 to 1741 and encodes 431 amino acids. The transcript is spliced from 9 exons. The record is from RefSeq and is a predicted model, not a curated record.